AUAAAUUUGGUACAGAUGUCAAGAAGCAACUACAAAUCCAACCGUCAAAUCACCUCACCUCCAUGAAUCCGAUGGCUGUAGAUUGUUCUACUCUCGACAAGAAAGCUGUGCGUGUAAAAUCACAAGGAGAGAGAGAGAGAGAGAGCGACAGAUAGAGAUAGAAACAAAAAGAGCGAACUUUCGAGUUCUCAAACUUCUUCCUUUAACCAAAAGAAAAAGGCGUCCAAUUUCCACUUUGAAAUCGCAGAAGAGCGGAGGAAAAAUCCCAAAUCCCUAAUUUUUCAAUUUCUAACCCCACCAACAUCAAUUCAAAUCAGCCCUCGACGCCCAAACCCGCUUCCCCAAAUCCACCGCUCCAUUUUAUCUUUUUCUGAACCUUUAUUUUUUCAUUUCAUACCGGCAAAUUUGAACUGCAGGACGAAGAGCUAGAGCGGAACACAGCGGAGCGAGUAAGAGGCGAUGCGGCGGAGACGUACGGUCACACCGCCGCCCUGCAGCCCAAUUGCCGACGUUUCAACUCGCUGGAGCCAUAGAUGCAUACAAACAACCACCGCCACCGACUGAGGAGCUGCCCGGACUUCUUCGUUCCUGACAAGCCCUCUUUCAAGAAUGUCGUUUUCAAGAUGCAGCCCGCUGACCAAACCCUAAACAUAGAUCCCACCCCUUAUCGUUCCAGCUCCAGCUCCCGCUCCCCGUCCCCUUCCCGUGCUUUCGGCCACGACGUCACGGCUCUUCUCUCCGACGAGCUCCUGCUUCGCAUUCUCUCGGCUGUUCGUGGCUCCCACCUCGUUUCCAUCGGUCUUGUAUCGAAGCGAUGGCUCCGUCUUGUCGAUCGACUUCGUCGCUCCCUUACCCUGCUCGACUGGUCCUUCUUAGCUGGUCAUUCGCGCCGCCUCACCGCUCGUUUCCAGGAACUCACUGAAGUUGACCUCGUUCCUGCCGCUUUCCGACCCCCAUCGUCGUCCUCACCAGUCAUACUCACUCGCGGCCACUACUCCCUCCAAAUGGACCCUCUUUCCUCCCACUCUGUUGGCGAUCUCCCCUUGCUUGACUCCCAAUCCAUUAACAAUGGACUGGACGUGCUUGCCCGUGGCUGCCCUGCCUUGCAGAGACUCUGCACUGUCGCUCCCUUAGAAACCGAGUUCGGGCUCGCCACCGUUGCGCUUGAGUGCGCCACUCUCCAGUCGCUUGAGCUGCACCGCUGCACCGACACAGCCCUCCGUCCCAUCUCUGCCUUUAAAAACCUCCAGAUUUUGCGAUUGGUGGCAUCAGUGGAUGGGCUUUAUGCUGGUCCAGGGGUGACAGACAUUGGGCUUACUAUACUUGCCCAUGGAUGUAAGAGGCUCGUGAAGCUGGAACUGGGCGGCUGUGAAGCUAGCUUUGAUGGAAUCAGUGCAAUCGGACAUUGCUGUGCAAUGCUGGAAGAGCUUACAAUUUGCGAUGAUAGCAAGAUGGAGGGAGGAUGGCUUGCAGCCCUAUUAUACUGUGGGAAUUUGAGGACUCUUAGGUUGCAAAGUUGCAGGAAUGUUGUUAGUUUGGCAGGGCCUAUGGAGCAUCUUGGAUGUUGCCCUACAAUCGAGCGGCUGCAGCUGCAGCGGUGCCAAUUGAGGGAUAAAACAAGCUUGAAAGCACUGUUUGUGGUUUGUGAGAACGUGAAAGAGAUUGGCUUUCAUAGUUGUUGGGGACUUGACAAUGAUAUCUUUAGAAUUUCAAGCAUCCUCAGGAGGGUGAAGCUUCUAUCACUAGAGGGAUGUUCGAAGAUAACAACAGAGGGACUGGAAUCAGUAAUACUGUCUUGGAAGGAUUUGCAAAGCCUCACAGUAGUCUCCUGCAACAGCAUCAGAGAUGAUGAAGUUAGUCCUGCUCUUUCAGGUUUGUUCUCUAUCCUCAAAGAGUUCAAGUGGCGACCAGACUCCAGGUCUGUUCUUUCCAUGAAUCUUCAAGGAACAGGAAUGGGGAAGAAAGGAGGAAAGUUCUUCAGGAGAUUGCGUGGCUGAACCUCAAUUCCUUCCUUCCCUUCAAAAGAGGUCGAUCGCAAGGUUUCGGUUAUCGAUCGAAUCUGUUUUUAAGAGGAACGGAGUCUUUGUAAGUGAUCGAGAAUGUUGGUUGAGUUCAAAGCUGAAUCUUGGCCAAGCACACAAUUUUGUGCUUCUUGAUGUGGUAAAAAAGUAGAGUUUUUUUUUCAUUGUUGCAGGUAGAAGAUGAAGAAGAAAACUGUUGUUUUUUAGAAGGUUUUAUGCACCUUCCAUCAAUAAAUCUGACAGAAUGUCUUAAUGAAAGAUAUUUCAUGAUAGCAUUUAGAUGUAUACA
Molecule: messenger RNA, 2310 nt
Organism: Dendrobium catenatum
Lineage: Eukaryota; Viridiplantae; Streptophyta; Magnoliopsida; Asparagales; Orchidaceae
Product: F-box protein At5g51380
Exons: 2
Coding region: 534-1997 (487 amino acids)
Biological process (GO): SCF-dependent proteasomal ubiquitin-dependent protein catabolic process
Cellular component (GO): SCF ubiquitin ligase complex
Molecular function (GO): protein binding
Source: RefSeq, a predicted model, not a curated record